Messenger RNA from Chlorella variabilis, 762 nucleotides. RefSeq lists its product as hypothetical. The transcript has 8 exons. Lineage: Eukaryota; Viridiplantae; Chlorophyta; Trebouxiophyceae; Chlorellales; Chlorellaceae. The record is from RefSeq and is a predicted model, not a curated record. Gene Ontology annotation, molecular function: hydrolase activity. The annotation marks the transcript as partial.
AUGCCACUGCCGCGAGGCCCUCCGGCGGGAUGCAAAGUCACUCUGGCGGUGGUGGGCGACGUGCACAGCCAGUGGGACGCAGACGACGAGGCGGCCCUGGACUCCCUCGGCGCCGACGUGGCGGUGUUUGUGGGCGAUUUCGGGGAGGAGGAUGUGCAGAUGAUCCGCCGCAUCGCCGCGCUGCGCCACCCCAAGGCCGUGAUGCUAGGCAACCAUGACGCCUGGUGGGGCAUCGGCAGAGGGAGCUGCGGCAGUACCCCCGCCAUCGCGGCGCAGCUGGCGGCCCUGGGCGGCGAGCACAUCGGGUACAGCAGCAAGCGGUUCCCUGGGCUGGGCCUGACGCUGCUGGGGGCGCGCCCCUUCUCCAAGGGAGGCAAGCAGUGGAGCGACGUGGCGGACUUCUACGCCGAGCACUACGGCGUGGGCGGCCACCGCGACAGCGCCCUGCGCCUGCUGGACCGCGCUCUGGCGGCUGAGGAGGGCGACUGCAAGGUGGUGGUGGCGCACAACGGGCCCGCGGGGCUGGGCGGGCGGCGGCACAGCAUCUGCGGCGUGGACUGGACGGAGCCGGAGGCCGACUUUGGGGACCCCGACCUGCAGGAGGGUCUGGACAUGAUGUGCUGCCAGGGGGUGCACACCCCGCUGGUCCUCUUUGGCCACAUGCACAGCCAGCUGUCAGGCGGAGGCGACCGCAACAUGGUUGAGGUGGACCCCCGCAGCGGUACGGUAUACCUCAACGCAGCAGCGGUACCGCGGAUACGC